Fomitiporia mediterranea MF3/22 is the source of this 677-nucleotide messenger RNA. RefSeq lists its product as uncharacterized. The transcript has 3 exons. The record is from RefSeq and is a predicted model, not a curated record. Lineage: Eukaryota; Fungi; Basidiomycota; Agaricomycetes; Hymenochaetales; Hymenochaetaceae. Gene Ontology annotation, biological process: mitochondrial respiratory chain complex I assembly. Bases 77 to 616 code for a protein of 179 amino acids.
GUUAACCGUAGAUCCUUGCCCUCUCUCAUCCAUAGACUCAACAACCUAACAACCCCACUAGUGCAUAUCACCCACCAUGUCUAGUGAGGGUACAGACAACGACCACACCAGCGCCUCACAAACAAAUGGCGACUCACUAGCCUUCUACGAACCGAAAUCAACGCUGAAAUACGCGUCGUUCGUGGGUCUUCAAGCCGGUAUCGUCGGCACACUCGUCAGUACUGUGCAAAAUGCUUUAGGGAAGCAUAAUAAGGGUGCGUUUGGGGUGUUUACGAGGUCUGGGGGGACUAUUGGGUUCUUUGCUGCUAUGGGAUUCACGUUCGCUGCGACUGAGGCUGUUGUCGCGAACACGCGAGAGAAGGAUGAUGCGUUGAACGGUGCGGCGGGAGGUUGUGCAGCUGGGUUCCUCGCAGGUCUUCGAGCCCGAUCAUUACCAGUAGCCUUCGCCUCCUGCGCCUUCCUCGGCGCAGCCGUCGGCGUAUACGACUCCGCCGGAAAACUCGCAGGCCAAAAACGCGACCACGAAUCACCCGAAACUUGGGAAGAGCGGAGGAGACGGUUCUUCAAGCAGAAACCACCUACGCAGAUACCUGCUGCACAUACCAAUAAUGCAUAGAUCUGCUUGCUGUCUUUGCUAUUGCCAAUGUAUACAAUCUUUAAUUUCUCGCAACUAAAAC